AUGUCUGGCAGUCAGGGAAUCUCUGUGAUCUUUACCUGCCCCGCCGGGGAGAGGAGGGAAAAGCAGCGAGGCAGCUCCGCGCCACCUGGGCAAGUGGUGCUGCAGGGAGGCAUCUAUGGCCUCCUUCUUUCUCUUUCCUGGGGUGUCUUUGGCCUGUUUCCUGCUCCUGGUGUAUCCGGGGCCCGCUUCUUCUUCCUGGUAGGCCUGUUUCCUGCUCCUGGUGUAUCUGGGGCCCGCUUCUUGUUCCUGGUUGGCCUGUUUCCUGCUCCUGGUGUAUCCGGGGCCCGCUUCUUGUUCCUGGUAGGCCUGUUUCCUGCUCCUGGUGUAUCUGUGGCCUGUUUCCUGCUCCUGGUGUAUCUGUGGCCUGUUUCCUGCUCCUGGUGUAUCUGUGGCCUGUUUCCUGCUCCUGGUGUAUCCGGGGCCCGCUUCUUCUUCCUGGUAGGCCUGUUUCCUGCUCCUGGUGUAUCUGGGGCCCGCUUCUUGUUCCUGGUUGGCCUGUUUCCUGCUCCUGGUGUAUCCGGGGCCCGCUUCUUGUUCCUGGUAGGCCUGUUUCCUGCUCCUGGUGUAUCUGUGGCCUGUUUCCUGCUCCUGGUGUAUCUGUGGCCUGUUUCCUGCUCCUGGUGUAUCUGUGGCCUGUUUCCUGCUCCUGGUGUAUCUGUGGCCUGUUUCCUGUUCCUGGUAGGCCUGUUUCCUGCUCCUGGUGUAUCCGUGGCCCGCUUCUUCUUCCUGGUAGGCCUGUUUUCUGCUCCUGGUGUAUCAUCUGUGGCCUGUUUCCUGUUCCUGGUAGGCCUGUUUCCUGCUCUUAGUAUGUAUUUGGCCCUUUUCCUGCUUCUGAUGUAUCUGUUUCUGUUCUCUGAUAAAUCGGUGGCCUGUUUCCUGCUCCUGGUGUAUCUGUGGCCUGUUUCCUGUUCCUGGUAGGCCUGUUUCCUGCUCCUGGUGUAUCCGUGGCCCACUUCUUCUUCCUGGUAGGCCUGUUUCCUGCUCCUGGUGUAUCCGUGGCCCGCUUCUUCUUCCUGGUAGGCCUGUUUCCUGCUCCUGGUGUAUCCGUGGCCCGCUUCUUCUUCCUGGUAGGCCUGUUUCCUGCUCCUGGUGUAUCCGUGGCCCGCUUCUUCUUCCUGGUAGGCCUGUUUCCUGCUCCUGGUGUAUCCGGGGCCCACUUCUUGUUCCUGGUUGGCCUGUUUCCUGCUCCUGGUGUAUCCGGGGCCCGCUUCUUGUUCCUGGUUGGCCUGUUUCCUGCUCCUGGUGUAUCCGGGGCCCGCUUCUUGUUCCUGGUAGGCCUGUUUCCUGCUCCUGGUGUAUCUGUGGCCUGUUUCCUGCUCCUGGUGUAUCUGUGGCCUGUUUCCUGUUCCUGGUGUAUCUGUGGCCUGUUUCCUGUUCCUGGUAGGCCUGUUUCCUGCUCCUGGUGUAUCCGUGGCCCGCUUCUUCUUCCUGGUAGGCCUGUUUCCUGCUCCUGGUGUAUCCGUGGCCCGCUUCUUCUUCCUGGUAGGCCUGUUUUCUGCUCCUGGUGUAUCAUCUGUGGCCUGUUUCCUGUUCCUGGUAGGCCUGUUUCCUGCUCUUAGUAUGUAUUUGGCCCUUUUCCUGCUUCUGAUGUAUCUGUUUCUGUUCUCUGAUAAAUCUGUGGCCUGUUUCCUGUUCCUGGUGUAUCUGUGGCCUGUUUCCUGUUCCUGGUAGGCCUGUUUCCUGCUCCUGGUGUAUCUGGGGCCCGCUUCUUCUUCCUGGUAGGCCUGUUUCCUGCUCCUGGUGUAUCCGGGGCCCGCUUCUUCUUCCUGGUAGGCCUGUUUCCUGCUCCUGGUGUAUCUGUGGCCUGUUUCCUGCUCCUGGUGUAUCUGUGGCCUGUUUCCUGUUCCUGGUGUAUCUGUGGCCUGUUUCCUGUUCCUGGUAGGCCUGUUUCCUGCUCCUGGUGUAUCCGUGGCCCGCUUCUUCUUCCUGGUAGGCCUGUUUCCUGCUCCUGGUGUAUCCGUGGCCCGCUUCUUCUUCCUGGUAGGCCUGUUUUCUGCUCCUGGUGUAUCAUCUGUGGCCUGUUUCCUGUUCCUGGUAGGCCUGUUUCCUGCUCUUAGUAUGUAUUUGGCCCUUUUCCUGCUUCUGAUGUAUCUGUUUCUGUUCUCUGAUAAAUCUGUGGCCUGUUUCCUGUUCCUGGUGUAUCUGUGGCCUGUUUCCUGUUCCUGGUAGGCCUGUUUCCUGCUCCUGGUGUAUCCGUGGCCCGCUUCUUCUUCCUGGUAGGCCUGUUUCCUGCUCCUGGUGUAUCCGGGGCCCGCUUCUUCUUCCUGGUAGGCCUGUUUCCUGCUCCUGGUGUAUCUGUGGCCUGUUUCCUGCUCCUGGUGUAUCUGUGGCCUGUUUCCUGUUCCUGGUAGGCCUGUUUCCUGCUCUUAGUAUGUAUUUGGCCCUUAUCCUGCUUCUGAUGUAUCUGUUUCUGUUCUCUGAUAAAUCUGUGGACUGUUUCCUGCUCCGGGUGACUGGCUUCCUGAUGUUGGACUACCUGUGUUUUUUCCCUGCUCCAGGUGUGUUUGGGGCCUAUUCCCUGCAGUCACUGCCCCCCCCACCCAUGUAUAAAUGACCCCCUGCUCAAUAUUGCAGCCUCUUGUUUCUGCCUCGUGCCCCUUACUGACUCCACCCUUCUCUGGCUCCAGGCUCCGCCUCCUGAUUUGUGUGACGCUCGCAGUUCUGUGUAUUCCCUUAUACUGUAACUGCUAAAUAUGAUAACUACAACUCCCAGCAUCCCCUGUAGGCUUGUAGGUGGAUGCUGCAUGUUAGAGUAAAGAAAUAAGCUGAAUAAGCUAUACACACUGUCCCGCAGUUGCAGCCAUUCAGAGGUUUAUCUUCCCCUUUCUUUCCUUCAUCUUCACUCUCACCUUUCCCUCAUUACAGCCCUCCGCUCGUGGCCCCAAACAUCCGCCCCCGUGGGCCCUUCUUGCUGCUGACAGCGGGGGAUUCCUGGAGAUGGGAUUUUAUUUUGGCAGCCAAUAAAUCACAUUGCCAGGGAUUUCCAACUGUCGGCCGCCCGGUCAGCGGCGCAACUUUCCCCGGACAGCAGAUCUGCACAGUAGAAGCCAAUCAGGAGCCAAGGACGAGCAACGUGAUGGAGACGGGCUUGGUUACUAUGCUUACUAUAUGGGGGUACGUGCAUAGAGUAUGUGGGGGCUUUAGAACCCAGGGGCCAAACCUAUUUAAAGGGGAAGUACAACCAUUUAGGGUCUAUUCUCUACCUUCUUCCUUUGCUUCACACAGCCCCUGCCCGUGACACCCCCUUGCCUUACUAUACACUGGUCCUACAAUUACAGGCCUUUAUAAUGGGGCCCCAUAAGGCAUAGGGCCCAGGGAAACCCCAAUAAUCCCCAUUUCCCCUGGGAGAAGCUUUUCCUUACAGAUUUAAUGUUGCCAAGUCCCAGAAUGCAAGCCAGCUUCCCGCCGUACGGCAGCCCCGGGGGGGCGGAUAGGAAUAAAGUCACGGGUGGCGAUUACACGGAACUUUCCAUGAGGAUUUGCAUGUGAUUGGACGCCAAGCUCAGAGGAGACGUGCCCAGCCGGCGGCCCAGGGCUUAGCUGUAUUGUGAGCACUGUCACUCUCGCACCUGUUCACAGUGGCUAAGUUCCGCGCCUCUCUGGCACACCCUUCCCUCUGGCCACUCCCACUGAAGUCAUAGCGCCUGACUGGCUCCGCCUCCCGUACCUACUGGGCUGAUAAUCAGUGGUUAUAUCUUCCCCUGGCUCAGUUCAGCAGGACAGGAGUUGCAGCCGAGUACCUGCCGACCGAACCCCAGUGCUGGGGGGCUUUUCUGCUGGGGGGCUCCGAAAAAAUGCCCUUUCUGCCCAACCCACUGCAAUCUAUGUCUGCCUUGCCUGUCAAUAAACGAUACAGAACUACAA
Messenger RNA from Xenopus tropicalis (tropical clawed frog), 3864 nucleotides. RefSeq lists its product as uncharacterized. The coding region runs from base 1 to 918 and encodes 305 amino acids. The transcript has 2 exons. The record is from RefSeq and is a predicted model, not a curated record. NCBI's taxonomy places the organism in Eukaryota, Metazoa, Chordata, Amphibia, Anura, Pipidae.